Molecule: messenger RNA, 1341 nt
Organism: Anguilla anguilla (European eel)
Lineage: Eukaryota; Metazoa; Chordata; Actinopteri; Anguilliformes; Anguillidae
Product: usherin
Exons: 7
Coding region: 355-939 (194 amino acids)
Source: RefSeq, a predicted model, not a curated record
GCAAAACCGGGAGUAAAACAAACGAUUAUCUGCUUAAAUUAAAGGCAGUUGGACUCGACAGUAUGGACGAAGUGAUCGUGACGUCACCCACUGAUUUGCUAUACACAAGUUUUUCAGCCCUGACCUAGGGCGCCGCCAUUUUUCCUUUUUUGUGUGAGGCACAUAACUUCCGACUCUAAACUGCCGGGGCGUCAGACACAGGAUGGGCUGCCCUGUUCUGUGAGACUGCUGGGCAGCCUUCUUAUUUCGAACAGCAUUCACCAGGGCGGUGGGAGUACCAGCACUCCCAAUACCAAAUACAACACGGAAACUGGCACUGAUAUUAUCAAGCCCACAUCUGGGGGGAAAGUGGGCAUGAAGGAGUCUGUACCAAAGUUUUACUAUGAACUGUGGUUCAUCAUCCUGAUGGCUGGCCUGGGCCUGAUCCUGUUAGCCAUCUUCCUGGGCCUACUACUACAUAAGGCUUUGAAAAAGCCCCCCUUCACCAGAGAGCGUCCCCCACUGGUGCCUCUGCCCCUGCAAAAGAGAAGCCCAAUAGGGGUCUACCCCCCCAGUGACUCGUACUUGUUUGACACAGUCCCGGACACAACUAAUGCCUCAAGCAGUGUCACUCUUAAAGGAUUCACAUUGCAUACGGAGGGGGUGACAGAAAACAAGAUUGUGUCAGGCAGUGUUUCUGAUGACCGCAAUACCAUGUUUGCCCUCCAUGGGCCUUGCCAGCUGAGUCAUGCCCACUCCCAGAAUUCCCUGCACCGCAGUGUCAGCCAGCUCAUUGACGCACAGGACAGGAAGUUUCUGAUGGAGGAUGGGAUAUGGAGCUCUGUUGUGCGGGGUCAUGAUAGUGGCCUGUUUAUGGAUGAUGAGGAGUUUGUGGACACAAUCAAAGGGUUCAGCACAGUGAGAAAGGAGCACACCAUGUUUACAGAUACAAAUCUGUAACUGUUGUAACCCCUCAGCCUUCUUUGUACAUUUGAGGUGAUACAGACCUGGUUUGUGAGAUGACCAUUACAAUGUCCAUGAAACUAUCUGGAUCUAAGUCAUCCUGUUUAAUUCAACGAUUGCUUGUUCAGUAUCAUGGACUAUCUUUUAGAUAUGGUAUUGAAACUGGCUUUCUGAUGGCUGUUAUGAAGUCUCAUGAAACAAAAAGACACAAUUAAGCUUUGUGGUUGAUGAAAAUGCUAUGUUUGUUACAAAAAAGCAACUAAGCCUAGUGGCUUUGCAGGGAAUGUAUGUUGAAAUACCAUCAGAGCAGAACAUUAGUCCUAGAAAGGACAGCACAGUAUUGUAUAUUGUAACUGAAACUUGCUUGAACAGACAUAAUCAAUAAAUCUAUGUAUAAGA